Messenger RNA from Eruca vesicaria subsp. sativa (arugula), 435 nucleotides. The record is from the annotation of a GenBank genome assembly. Lineage: Eukaryota; Viridiplantae; Streptophyta; Magnoliopsida; Brassicales; Brassicaceae.
AUGGUAGAACUGGUUGCUUGGUUUGAGUGCACAGAAACCAUUGAUGAUUUUGUGAACGGUUUUGGGUGGUAUUACAUAGGUUGUGGAGUGUGCCAUACUAAGGAAACCAAAGGGCUUACAACGCUUAUGUGUAAAAAGUGUGGGAAGAGUGAGAUAAUAUCUGUCUAUGAUCAUAAAGACCAAGCCGUUUUUGUUCUUCUUGGUGAUUCUGAAGAGGAGUUGAUUGGCAAGAAAGCUUCUGAGUUGGCUGAGACAUAUCACCAGGCCAAUGAAAGGGUAGGAGAGGAUCAUAUAGUUCCAGUCCCUCAGGCUAUAUUUGAUACCAUUGCCCCAGAAACCAACGGCAACUUAGGAGUGAACGCUGAUGAGGACCUUGAUAAUAAAGGUGAGGAUCAUGCAGAUGAGCCGGUGAAAAGGGGUGCUGAUGAGAUUUAG